Messenger RNA from Aspergillus ibericus CBS 121593, 1572 nucleotides. RefSeq names its product DUF3984 domain-containing protein. The transcript is spliced from 2 exons. The record is from RefSeq and is a predicted model, not a curated record. NCBI's taxonomy places the organism in Eukaryota, Fungi, Ascomycota, Eurotiomycetes, Eurotiales, Aspergillaceae. The coding region runs from base 250 to 1458 and encodes 402 amino acids.
CCCGAACGAAAGACCGUCUCGACUCUCCGCCCUGCUUGCCCGCAUUUUCACAUGCCACCCGCGCACGGACGGAGUCGAGCUCCAGCCGACGGUGGCUCGAUCUCCUCCUUGAACCCCGACGAUCUCCACGAUUCGGUUUAAUAGCCCAUUGCAUCCUCUCUCCAUCCCGAAUAUUGUUCUUUUCCUUUGGCCUCACAUUCUCCGUCACACGAGACCACCCAGGGGCUGUUCAGUGCAGCACUCCGCGCCAUGGAUUCUUCACAGCCUCAAAGCGGUUUCCGAUCACGCCGCUCAUAUCCGGCCUUGCAUCAUGUGUCUCUAUCUCCUCUGAAUCCUCGAUUCCCCAUCGACGAUGACACUGAUGCUCCAGACUACUUCUCUGCCCGCCACGAAACCCCGAACACCCCUAGCGCAACAAGGACCUCUUAUCUGUCUAGCUUCUCAGUCCCGGGAACCCCAGGUGUGUUAUCCCACUCACACUCCCGUAGCGGGUCCCGCGUUCGACACAAUACCCGAAGCAAGAGCUCCACUCGCAUCCAUUCCAGCGACACCAACCUACAAUCCCAGGGCGUUGCCAAUGCCCUCCACCACCACAAUGAAUCUCAACGAAGCAGAACCCCUCGCCGUCACCCAACCGAUUCCACCCCUCACCACCACCAAGACACAGAAUGGAUGCUCCGAGCCGGCAUUGCCCUCGCAUCCUCGACCCGCGAAGAAAAAGGCCAAAGCUGGCUCGUGAAACGGCAGAGUUCAACCAGCCUUGUCUCCGACGGCCACCAACUUGAUCCAGAUAGCCAACAACAAUGGUCAUCCAGGAGCACUCGGCAUUCUCGAUCCGGCCUCUCCACCCCAGCCGCCUACUCUCGUCGAGCCUCCCGCUCUCGGCCAACCAGUCGCAGAUCCAGCAGACCCGAUCUCGCCAUGACCAGCCUCGACAUAACGCGGGCAAGCACAAGACGAGACAUGACCACCACUACCAGCGGCAUCCACACCCCUCUCGAGACAGACCAAACCCGUCAUCUGCUCCCCGAUUUCGUGGACGAACGCAUCCGCGACGAGAUGGCCAACAUCCAGCACGACGAAGACGAAGAUACCUUCAGCACCACCUCAACCACCGAUUCCAUGCUCGCCUCCGAAGACGAAAUCGACGAACAAGAACUCCAGCGUCUCACCCGAGAACAAGGCUUCGGCCUCGGCAGCUGGAUCGACCGAAUGGUCGAAUGGACCCUUUUCGGCGUCGACGACUGGCCACUCUCCGCACCACCACCCCCAAUCGAACACCCCAAUCAUAACCAACUCCUCCCACAAGAACACGAACAUGACCACCCCACCGAAGAAACAGACACCAUAUCCAUCGCAGACUCCGACAUCGGCUCGGUUAGCGAAAAACCAGGAGAGCGUGGCGGAUGGGAAGAUGCAGGAUGGUUAUUCCGUAUCGUGAGACGAGCAUUAUCAUGACAAGCCCCCCUCCCUUUCACCUCUUUCAUCCCCUCUCCAUAAUAAAAUAGGAUAGGACAGGAUAGUUAGGAUACACUCCACCCUAAGAAAUACACCACACAUACCCACUCCGUA